This is a messenger RNA of Melanotaenia boesemani (Boeseman's rainbowfish), 821 nucleotides long. RefSeq names its product histone-lysine N-methyltransferase set-1-like. NCBI's taxonomy places the organism in Eukaryota, Metazoa, Chordata, Actinopteri, Atheriniformes, Melanotaeniidae. Bases 135 to 821 code for a protein of 228 amino acids. Gene Ontology annotation, molecular function: protein binding. The transcript has 7 exons. The record is from RefSeq and is a predicted model, not a curated record.
GGAAAGCUGCGCUCUGUGCCUUUUGUCCUACGAGGCUACUGUAAUGCAACAGAGGGGAUUGUGUUAAGAUGCUGUUAAACGUUGUUCAGCCGUACAAAAAUAUCUGUUCGUUACGUUUGAUUGCCGGAUCAUAAAUGGCUGCCAGAAGGCGAAGGAAAGCUCCUGUAAAGGAUGCCAUUGAACAUGCUGUCAAGGGACUGGACAAGACAACACAGCUUGAGGUUAAAUACAUAAACUCUUUUAAAGGCCGAGGAGUGUUUUCCAGGACCAUUUUCCAAAAAGGUGACUUUGUAGCAGAGUAUAGAGGAGAGUUAAUAAAUGGAGAAGAGGCAGAAAAGAGGAGAAAACAUAAUCGUGCAUGUGCUGUCUUCAUGUACGAUUUCCCCUGGAGGGAAAGGACUUGGUGUAUUGAUGCAGCUCAAGAAGAUGGCAGCUAUGGGAGACUAAUUAAUGAUGACUACUGCCAUCCAAACUGUAAGAUGAAAAAGGUUGUGAUACAGGACAAGCCACACCUUUUUCUGUUUGCACUGCAAGACAUUAAUCCUGGAGAGGAAGUAACAUAUGACUAUGGAGGAAGUGACUGGCCUUGGAGAAAACAGCAGCCCUCUGCUCCAGUUGCUGACCAGCAACAAGUCCAAUAUACCCCUGACCAUCUUGAAAAGACCUCAGCUCCAGCUGCCAUCCAGCAACAACGUCUGUGUACCCCUGACCAUCUUGAAAAGACCUCAGCUCCAGCUGCCAUCCAGCAACAACGUCUGUGUACCCCUGACCAUCUUGAAAAGGUUUGUCUCUAUACUCACACCUUUGCUUGGUACACAUGA